CCUGUUAGUUUCAAUUUAGCACUCUAGAAGUGUGGACCGCGAGUGAAUAGAAUAGAAUCAAUAUGAUCGGAAUAUAUCUAUUGAUCGGCGCAGUUACGUUGCUGUAUGUCUACCUCAAAUGGACAUUUAGCUACUGGGAUCGAAAGGGUUUUCCCUCCGUGGGAGUGAGCAUUCCCUUCGGUGCCAUGGAAUCCGUGACAAAGGGUAAACGAUCCUUCGGAAUGGCCAUAUACGAUAUGUACCAGACGGCAAAGGAGCCCGUGGUCGGUUUGUAUCUCACUUUGAGACCCGCUCUCCUGAUUAGAGAUGCUCAACUGGCCCACGAUGUGUUGGUCAAGGACUUUGCUAGUUUCCACGAUCGUGGGGUUUAUGUGGAUGAGAAAAACGAUCCCAUGUCCGCAAGCUUGUUCCAAAUGGAAGGAGCCAGUUGGAGGAACCUAAGGAACAAACUGACUCCGUCAUUUACUUCCGGAAAACUAAAAGCCAUGUUCGAAACCUCAAAUUCAGUCGGAGACAAGUUAAUAGCCAGCAUGAAGGCACAACUGCCUGAAAAAGGAAGCAAGGAACUGGAAAUCAAGGGUUUCAUGGCAACAUAUGCCAUCGAUAUUAUUGCGACGACUAUUUUUGGCCUUGAUAUUGACAGCUUUGCAGAUCCCAACAAUGAAUUCCAGGCUAUAAGCAAAAAGCUCAACCGUAAAAACUUUGAGGAUAUUAUUCGUGGAGCAGCCAGUUUUCUCUAUCCCGGAUUGGAGAAGUUCUUUGUGCGAAUUGGUUGGAAACAGGAGGCCACAGAAAGGAUGCGCGAAUUAUCCCAUCGCACUGUCGAUCUUAGGGAAAAAAAUAAUAUAGUGCGAAAGGAUUUGCUGCAACUUCUUUUGCAGUUGCGUAAUCAGGGAAAGGUUAACACCGAUGAUUCAGUUUGGUCAGCAGAAAGUUCCCAAAAUGGCGUAAAAUCAAUUUCAAAGGACUUGAUUGCCGGUCAGCUCUUCCUCUUUUACGUUGCCGGUUAUGAGACGACAGCCUCCACGAUUUCCUUCACUCUGUACGAGCUCACCCAAAAUCCCGAAGUAAUGGAAAAGGCGAAGGAGGAUGUGCGAAAUGCCAUCGAAAAGAACGGCGGAAAAUUGACCUACGAUGCGGUCUCGGAUAUGAAGUACCUGGAGGCCUGUGUGCUCGAAACUGCUCGGAAAUACCCUGCUCUCCCGCUGCUUAACCGCAUAUGCACUCAGGAUUAUCCUGUGCCCGAUAGCAAGCUGGUUAUCAAGAAGGGAACACCUAUUAUUAUCUCCCUAAUUGGAAUGCAACGAGACGCCGAGUACUUCCCCGAUCCGCUGAGAUAUCAACCAGAACGCUAUCUGGAUGAAAACAAAGACUUCAACCAAGCGGCCUAUAUGCCUUUUGGAGAAGGACCAAGGAUGUGCAUAGGUGCCCGCAUGGGAAAGGUGAAUGUAAAGCUAGCGAUUGCCAAGAUUCUGACGAAUUUCGAUCUGGAGAUGCGCCAGGAAAAACGAGAGAUUGAGUUCGGUAUAAACGGAGUACCUUUGAUGCCCAAGGAAGGUGUUCCCGUACGAGUCUCCCUCAAAAAGUAGUCUGUAGUCUUAGAUUAAAACCCAAUUGCAAAUAGACAAUAAACAUAUUGUAUAGAAAAUA
Molecule: messenger RNA, 1650 nt
Organism: Drosophila ficusphila
Lineage: Eukaryota; Metazoa; Arthropoda; Insecta; Diptera; Drosophilidae
Gene: Cyp6d5
Product: probable cytochrome P450 6d5
Exons: 5
Coding region: 63-1589 (508 amino acids)
Molecular function (GO): monooxygenase activity; oxidoreductase activity, acting on paired donors, with incorporation or reduction of molecular oxygen; heme binding
Source: RefSeq, a predicted model, not a curated record